GGUUUUUCAUGUGAUUACGCAUUCAAAGAGCAAGAAAGUUUAGAUAGGAUUUUUCUUCACCUGCGAAGACAUUGGUUUCGCAGAAUUACGGGACUUUUUGGAAUCAUUUCUCGGUUAAAACGGGCAAUCGUCGUGAGUGAUUUUCUAAAUUUUUUGUGUUUUUGAUUAGCUGGUGGAUUGGUUCUUUGUUGAAGGUGCUCUCUCUAAACGCCAUUAUUCCUGCGAUGGGGGUUUUGUGAAGGGGAUUAAAUCUAACAAAUCAUUUGGAUUAAUCCGUCGUUUUGGGUGAAAUUGCGGUAUCUUAGCGAAGUGUAAUGGUGGCCAGCGAAGAGGCCCACGAAUAUAUUUUCAUGGGAAGAAGGAAAAUAGUUAAAAAAAAAACAUCACAACAAUUCGGCGAGUUUGUGAGCAUCAGCAGGUUAUCGAAAAAACAUUGUUCGUGCGGUGCUUGAGCUAGUCAUUUCGAACGAACAGCAGCAACAUGGAAAGAAACGCCCGGUGGUGGUCCUUCCGAAAAUUACGUCAUUGAGUGAAAGAAGAAGAAGGAAUAAAAAACACCAUCCGCGUUGCAAGAAAAUACCUUGCAAGUUACUAGAAGACACCUCCAACCCAUCAUUUGAUCGUGGUACAUACAAGUGUUUUGUAAGCAGCCCAUCGCAUCAUCAUCAUCAUCAGCGGUUCGUCAAAGUGUUUUUGGGGAUUUUUUUUCUGCUAAAAGAAGAGGUGAAAAUCCGGCCUCCCCCCGUCGUUGUUGUGGCACGUGAGAUCCGGCCAUCAAUUUGUUGGCUUCGUACCCAAAUAUACAGAUCUACUAUUCAGAUUAUUUCGUCAAGUGCAAGUGUUGUUGUUGGGGUGGGUUAAGUGAAAUUUGUUUGUGUACAAAUUGAAAUGGCCCUUUCACCAGACCCGUACGAGCAACGGCUCUAUCAGAUGUUCCAAGCGCACGACGUCGAUUCCUGUGGCCGGUUGGAUCGGGAAGCGCUUCUGAAACUGUGCCAUACGCUGGAACUGCAGGAACGCAGCCAACAGUUAGUGCAGUAUGUGUUGCUCAGCAAAGAUAGGCAACGUGCUACAUUCAAAGAGUUUCGCGAGGGUUUACUGUACAUCCUGAACGACGACGAGGAACAUCAUCAAGGUGCCGGCAAAUGUGAUGUUGGCACGGGUGAAGUCGAGCAGCGAACCGGCAGCAACAGCAGCACAGAUGCGACUGAAAAUGGCCAGAACAUUCCGUCAGAAUCGCCCACGGCAGCAACUUUACCGAGUGGAGGCGGAAGUGAUAAUUCAAAUGCAGCAACGAGCCCGACUAGUAUAAGACUCUCAUCGAAGAAACGGCCUCCACACCUAACCUGUCGAAUUAGUAACUCAUCAUCGCCAACUAAUGCGGCCGUAGUAGAAACGGCCGAUGGCCAAUCGGUGAUCAUUGGAAGUGGCAACCAGAAAAAGAUGGCACCAUCCGGGGAUUCGGUAUCAUCGAGUAUGCAGCUCACCACAACAACAACAACGGGUCAGCAUUCCGAUAAUGAUGAUGAGCACGUAUCAUCAGAUCGGGAAGUGUCGCCCAAGUUUGUGGUUGGGACGAAAAAAUACGGCCGUCGAUCGCGUCCCCGAACCGAUGACUGCAACGGACUGGACAGUGGCUCGGAUGUCAGCAACUCGGACAACGAAUCUGUUCCCCAACAGCAGCAGCAGCAGCAAAGCUCCACCGAAGAUGGUAAAAACAAUUCCUCCAAACAAGUGCAGCGAUCCGCAUCCCAGAGCGAUAUACACGGUUCUAAACGAAAGCGCCCCCUAGGCGUCAACAGGCUGAAACGAUGUGCCUCUCUACCGACUCAUCGACAGCGGCCAGACCUUGUUAAUCGAACGCUCAUAAACACGAAAAACGUUCGCGAUCAGCUGAACAUGGAUGAGACGAUCGAUAAAAAGAUUUACUUUAUGCGUUUGUCGGAAAACCUGCGGGAGGUUUGGGACUCGCUCCUGGAUGGCGGCCACGGAGAUCUGCUCAAUCGAGGCCAGCUGGAGGUGGUCUGCGAACGGGUUGGCCUGCAGAAGCUUCCGGCUAAGCUCGCGGCCCAGGAAGUGUUCACCAAACUUUCCCUCCAGCCGAUCGAGGGUAUCAGCUUCGAUGAGUUCAUAUCGCUGCUACAAAGUGAUUCGGAUAUUUUACCGAUUGGGGGCGGCAUCAACAACGGGGGCAUUGAGGGUGGCGGAGUUUCGCCGAUGCGCCGCUUAUACGACGAAAGUGACACCUUCAAGGCUCAGGAGUUGGAUCGCGAUAGCGUCGAGGAAACGGUCGGUUUUACGGUUCGAAUGCCCGAUUGGACGGCGGAAAUCGGUUCCCUGUCGGCGGCCAUCAUCUUGGACAUGUGGGAAUCGGCGGGCAUCGUGGAACCGCGGGCUCUGCUGCACGAGCUCGGGUUCUACGGAGCGGAAAUCCAGGUGGCUGAUCUGGUGACUGCCCUUGAGGACGAACAGCAGCGGCUUGGCGAUGGCGGUGACACCUCGUCGAUUAUGCGCGCCCUGCUCGCGCUGCACAAAGCGGAAGUCGCGGCCCUAAGGCAGGCCUUCGUACAGCUGGUCGACGAGAACAAGAAGCUUUACUCGGACAACAAGGAGGUUAACCAGAGGGCCGUUCUGCUGGCGCAAGAAAUCGACGAACGGCACAACUCGCUGGAAACGUCUACGCGCAACAAGAUCCGGCUGCUGGAGCAACGCCAUCACGAAACCGUGAAGGAGAUGACGGAGCAGUUGGCACUGGAACGGGAGCAGCUAACCUGUGCCAAUGCGUUGCUCGAGAAGCGAAUACGGGCCCUGGAGGCGGAUGAGGGCCGGCUUAAGACUGAGAUGGGUAGGCUGAGUGAUGAGAAUGAUGGCUUGCGUGUAGAACAGGAAAGCUUGACUAAGGAGCUCACGGAAAUUUUAGAGAAGAACAUCAAGCUAAACCGGGAUAUCGCAGAGCUGGAGGAAAACAACCGUAACGAUUUCGAUGAUGAGAGCUUCGGUCGAAAAGAUGAUCGUGAAGUGCUGGAACUCAUCGAAAAGAUUUCGCUUUUGCAGAGUGAGAAUACGGAGUUACGCGAUAAGAGCGAUGAGCAAAGUGCCGAAAUUGAGAUGUUAAGUGCGGAACUAGCUAGAUUCAAGUUGAAGCGGAGUGUCGUCAAUAGGACCAGUUCUCUGGAAGUGUCCCCAGUGGUGGUUGAAGUAACCGGAGGGGUUGAUGAGAACGCUAGUGCUGCUCGGAAACGGCAGGGUGAUUCACCCAGCAAGGCACGGCUUUCGGAUGAAAGUCCUAGGUUGGGCAAAUUCCGAAAGUGUAGCAACGACACGGAAAACGAAUCGGACUCGAGUGGCGAUUGGAUGGCGCUCCAGUCGGAGUUGGGCAUUCGUGGAGACUGUGCAAUAAAUCCGGCUAGUGGUGUAACGAAAGAAGUGGAAGUUCGACAGUUGAAGAGCAGAAUUGUUGAGCUGGAGAAGAAAUUGGAAGAAAGAAAAGUGGCUGAAGGAACAACUGAACCAGAUGAGAAGGGUGCAACGGGCGGGGAUCAAGAUAAGUUCAAAGCUCGUUGUGCAGAACUGGAGGCAAGUUUAGAACAGAUGAGCAAAGAGUACGAAGCAUGUGAAGAUUAUUGGCAGGCGAAGGUUAACGAAGAGCGGCAGUUGUUUGAAGAGGAACAGCGGGUGUCAGAUGAUAAAUUUAACGAACUGUUGAAAAAGAUGGCUGAGCUGGAGGAGCAGUUUGCCGGACAAGGUGGAAGUAAGAGUGAGGAUGGGCGACUUUCGCCUAUCGAAGAGAAGGAUAUACUGGAGCAACAGUAUCUUGACCUGGAACUGGAGCUACAGCAAUCUCAACUAAUGCUCGAAGAAAAAACACACGAGGUGGACAAACUUCGCAACAGGAUUCUGGAGCUGGAAAAGAGAAACAAAUACCAUUCGGAUGCUCUUUUAUCCUCUUCACCUCGCGUAGCUUCACCGGAAAUGGACAGCCCGGCCAGUUCACCGAUCAGCUAUUUGUGGAACCAGAGCACCAUUCAAGCACCAGUAGCGGCCCGAGAUUAUCACAAUCCUAACUGGUGCCAGCAGCUAAAACUCAGCAGCACUCAAAUCGAGAUAACCCGUAAUGGGACAGAAAGCGAAGAAAAGCUGAGCAGUUCCCUGUCGUCGAUUCCAACUGCUGCUCGAUCCAGCGCCGACGAUCAUCAUUUGCUAAGCGUACCGGGCGAUGCUGGUGCUGGGGAAGACUUAGCCGCGGGUGGUUUCAGUCGAACGAUUUCACCGAUCCAAAAACCUAUCGCGGCGCCCACCGCCAUCACUUCUUCGAUGACGGACGUCGGUUCCUGCGGUGCCGUUGCCGACAAUCAGGAUCUGGUGGACUGUUCGGAUGUGUGCUCGGUCAAAUCGGUCAAGAGUACCCACAGCUUGGCGUCCACUUAUAGCAUCCACAAAUCCGUGUCGCAAACGGACGUAGCCAUGGCCAGCCAGGAGCAGCUGAAACAGCUCCACCAGCUGCAGGAAGAAAUCAAGGACCUCACGCAUCAGCGCGACUGUCUCAAGGUGGAGUUCCAGCAGCUGAACGAGGUGAAACCCAUCCUAGCCCGAGGCCAUCCCAAUCUGGGCCAGAAGGUGCAUCAUUUGGAACAGAAAAAUCGGCAACUCCAAGCCAUGCUCAAGCAGCAACAGGUCUACUCGGAGCAGUUCAUGCAUCAAAUUUGGCAACAGCAGCGGGGUGAAGUCAGCGAAUUGCGGAACCGGCUGGAAGCGCAGAAUAUACUGAUCACUGAGCAGGCCAAUCGGCUCACCAAUAACGAUAUUCUGGUUAAGGAGCUGUACGUGGAAAACUCACACUUGGUGGCCCAGGUUCAGCGGCUAGAGCAGCAGAAGGCCCGGGCCAAUCUGUUGCAGCAGCUUUCCCAGGCUUCGGCCCAAGCAGCAGCCGCCGCCGCCCAGCAUCCUCAUCACCACCAGGCGGCCCAGCUUAGCGGAAUGGUUCCGGGGCUACCCUAGCUAGGCGGGACCGAACAGACUACAGGCCAGGGCUACAUAGGUGGUGCGAGGCUACCUUUUUUUAACGUGUCAUAAACCGUAUUUUAUUUGCAUCCCAAAUGGUUUGCAAGCUGUCGUGGAUAGUUUAUGUCCACACGCAGCGGUAACUUUCAUUUUUUUUGCUGCGUGUGUCUUCAUCGUCGCCGAGGUCGCCGUGUUGAAUUGUGAGAAACUAAACAAACGAAUUUUUUUUAACUAAUACGCACCAAAAACAUUAAGAAAAUAGGAUUCAACUGCGAAGUUCCAUGUAAAGGCAUCCUUACCUCCUCGUGCAACUAAUAAGUAGUUACUAUUUAAAUUCCUGUUACGUGUAAAUAUGCAAAUGAGCACUCGAGGGUAGCAAAGCCAGCUCAGGGUGCAAUGGAAUCGCCGAAGGUUUUCCCGAUAAAACAGAACUAAAACCAAGCAUCAAUACAAUUGGUUCCAAACACAUUCAAAGCUGAAAACUUCGUGCUGAUUUGCUGAUCUAAAGCCGUUUUUGCAACUUUCAGGUUUUAAAGCUUGAACGAUUUAUAGGGUAAACAACAAAGUUAGUGAAAAUCAUACUAGUGUUAACGAAAAUUUCUAGUACAUGUUAAUUGAAGUGAACUAAUAUAUUUAUUACAUUUUUUUUUUGAAAAAUGAAGAACAAAACGCAAACUCCUCUGAUCGAAAGUCGAUAUUCAACGGGAAAAAGGUUGAUUAACUGUACGUAGACUAGAACACACAAAAAAAAAACAAACUCUCCUCGUCACAUUUAUACUCACAUUUCAACUUUAUAAAUCUGACUGUAGGUCUGUAUUUUCACUCAUCUCAAUCCUUUCUCCUAAACCUAUCGCUAAAAAAUCUUUUCGCAAGGCACUAAACUUUAGAAGGAAGAGAUCCUUUACGAUGACUAGUCUGAAUAUUGAUGCAUCUUAGCUUAUUGAUUGACUGAACCCUGGUGAUUCCACUUGGAAAAUUAAAGAUGCGCAGUCUGAGUACCAAGAAACUUUUUCCAUUUUUCCAUAUUGAUUAAACUAGCAAAUGAAAGCGGAAUUUUUUAGUUCCGAACUAUUUAUACAACCUUCAUAAAUCCUAAACAUAUGGAAAAGAUCUUAUCAAAUCGGUAUCUUGCUAGGAUAAACGUGCU
This is a messenger RNA of Uranotaenia lowii, 6148 nucleotides long. RefSeq names its product blastoderm-specific protein 25D (gene Bsg25D). Bases 889 to 4998 code for a protein of 1369 amino acids. Gene Ontology annotation, molecular function: calcium ion binding. Gene Ontology annotation, biological process: microtubule anchoring at centrosome. The record is from RefSeq and is a predicted model, not a curated record. The transcript is spliced from 8 exons. NCBI's taxonomy places the organism in Eukaryota, Metazoa, Arthropoda, Insecta, Diptera, Culicidae. Gene Ontology annotation, cellular component: centrosome.